AUUCAAGAGCCAUCUUUUUUUUGCCGCGCCUCUGCCUCUCAUUCUCAGAGACAUUUUCGAGCAAACGACCAUAAAAUUCGUGUAGCGUCCACGACGACAUUGAAAACGGAACGGCAGCCGAACCGAGCGUGCGAGUGAGCUAAGCAGCUACAGCUAAGCAGAGCGCUUGUCAACUCAAAAAGCAGUAGAGAAAAAGAAGGCGACGAAGACAGCAGCAGCAGAAUCGACGCCGCACGUACCGGGAGCAUUUAAAAUAAUUUUUUCUGUGGAUUAAUUUUACUAAAAAGGAUUUAAAAAAAAAAACACAAUGACUGAACGUGAAAAUAACGUCUACAAGGCAAAAUUGGCCGAACAGGCCGAGCGCUACGAUGAAAUGGUGGAGGCCAUGAAGAAGGUCGCCUCCAUGGACGUUGAGCUGACCGUUGAGGAGCGUAAUCUGCUCUCGGUUGCCUACAAGAAUGUGAUUGGAGCACGUCGCGCCUCGUGGCGCAUUAUCACCUCCAUUGAACAGAAGGAGGAGAAUAAGGGUGCCGAGGAGAAAUUGGAAAUGAUUAAGACCUAUCGCGGUCAGGUGGAAAAGGAGCUGCGCGACAUUUGCUCGGAUAUAUUAAAUGUGCUCGAGAAACAUCUCAUUCCAUGCGCCACGUCCGGCGAAAGUAAAGUAUUCUACUAUAAGAUGAAGGGCGAUUAUCAUCGCUAUUUGGCCGAAUUCGCAACCGGUUCGGAUCGCAAGGAUGCGGCAGAGAAUUCACUGAUCGCCUAUAAGGCAGCCAGUGAUAUCGCCAUGAACGAUCUGCCUCCAACACACCCCAUUCGAUUGGGUCUCGCUUUGAACUUCUCGGUGUUUUACUAUGAGAUACUCAAUUCGCCGGAUCGCGCUUGCCGCUUGGCGAAAGCCGCAUUUGAUGAUGCCAUCGCUGAAUUGGAUACGCUAAGCGAAGAGAGCUACAAAGACUCGACCCUGAUCAUGCAGCUUCUGCGGGACAACCUCACAUUAUGGACGUCCGAUAUGCAGGCAGAUGACUCGACAACAGGUGAUGGCGAGCCCAAACAGGAAAUUCAGGAUGUUGAGGAUCAGGAUGUGUCGUAAUUUAAGUAAACCCCCGCCCUUCCAUUUAAACACACACAAAACAAAAAAAAAACAACAAAAAAAAACAAAAAAAACAUAUACCUUCUAAAGUAAAUAUAAUACAUAUAAUAUAUAUGCAUAUAACAAUAAAAACAACAACACGCAGCCGGGGUAGUAUCAACAUCAACAACUUGAAACGCGACAACAACAGCAACAACAACAAGAAGAUCGGGCGAACAACAACAUCUACAACAUCAACCAACCAACAGCAGCGGCAAGAAGUAGCAAAGGACAUCAGGCAAAAUCACAACAGCACAUAAGCAAUUAAGAUGGAAACCACCCAUAAGCCAAGCCACACACAAUACACACACACACACACAACAAAAUGCUGCACAAACUGAUGGUGGUCGAGACGCGGGCGUGGCUGUUGUUGGGGACGAUAAGAAAUAAAAAAGAAGAGGUGCAGCCGCCGUUGCUGUUUUAGCUGUGCUUUGCGAAUCUUUGUCCUGGCUCCUCCCAAAAACAAAAAAAGCUAAAGCGAAAGCAACAACAACAACAAGCAACUCUACUACAUUUGAAAUUUUGUGCAUUCGAGAAACGUAAAAGCAUUAUAUUAUAUUCAAAUAAAUAUUAUAUUUAAUUCUGAGAA
Molecule: messenger RNA, 1718 nt
Organism: Drosophila grimshawi
Lineage: Eukaryota; Metazoa; Arthropoda; Insecta; Diptera; Drosophilidae
Gene: 14-3-3epsilon
Product: 14-3-3 protein epsilon
Exons: 5
Coding region: 308-1090 (260 amino acids)
Biological process (GO): signal transduction
Cellular component (GO): cytoplasm
Source: RefSeq, a predicted model, not a curated record